Molecule: messenger RNA, 3246 nt
Organism: Rattus rattus (black rat)
Lineage: Eukaryota; Metazoa; Chordata; Mammalia; Rodentia; Muridae
Product: protocadherin-3-like
Exons: 1
Coding region: 473-2812 (779 amino acids)
Biological process (GO): homophilic cell-cell adhesion
Cellular component (GO): plasma membrane
Molecular function (GO): calcium ion binding
Source: RefSeq, a predicted model, not a curated record
CAGGAGAGUUAGUAAUCCAAUUUAAGGUAGCAGUCACAGUAACUUCGAAACAUUUGUAUGUUCUUUGGAAGUGGAAGCCCCAAAAAUGAAGUUUUAGUAUUUUAGGCAGGUCUCUUAACACUUUGAAUGCUAGCUGUUAAAACAAAAUAAAAAGUGAAAUAAAUAAAUUUGAAAAAGGAACACAAUGGGAAAAGGUACAUGCAAUACUGAAUAAGGACGCUUGGUGGCGCUGCAGGCUAAGCGUAUGAAUAAUGGGCUCUGCAGAUGCCCUGGAAGCCAUUGCUGGGAAUCAGAACUUACACUGCUCCCACAAAGAAGGUAGCAUUCACUUUGGAUCUAAGGAAGCGAUUUCCAGAGCCUUAGCUCCAACAGGAAGCCAGUGAGUAAAAUUUAGUUCUGCUAUUUCAUCGAAACACGUGUGUGGAUUCUAACACUUUAAAAGACACUGUACUUUCUGGAUCCAGUGUGAACAAUGGAGACAACGCUAGCAAAAACGUCACAGCAAAGGCAAGUUGUUUUUCUUACUAUGUUGUUGCUUUUGCGGGUGUCUGGUUCUGAGGCAAUUAAAUAUUCCAUGCCAGAAGAAACAGAGAGUGGCUACUUGGUGGCUAACCUAGCAAAAGAUCUGGGGCUCAAGGUUGGAGAACUGGCCACUAGAGGGGCACGAAUCCAUCACAGAGGAAACAAAGACCUCUUGCAGCUGGAUGCAGAGACUGGGAAUUUGUUCUUGAAGGAAAAACUAGACCGCGAGGUGCUGUGCGGGCUGACAGAACCUUGUGUGCUGCAGUUCCAGAUCAUACUGAAAAACCCUGUGCAGUUCUUCCAAACUGAAUUGCAGCUCACAGAUAUAAACGACCAUUCUCCAGAGUUCCCUGACACAGAAAUGCUCCUAACAAUCCCUGAGAAUGUCCAUCCAGGGACUGUGUUUCCUCUAAAGGCAGCUCAGGACUCUGAUAUAGGGAGCAACGCUGUUCAGAACUACACAGUCAGUCCCAACCUCCAUUUCCACGUCGUUACUCACAGUCGCACAGAUGGCAGGAAAUACCCAGAGCUGGUGCUGGACAGAGCCCUGGAUAGGGAGGAGCAGCCUGAGCUCACUUUAAUCCUCACUGCUCUGGAUGGGGGUGCUCCACGCAGGUCUGGUAUGACCGCAGUUCAUAUUGAAGUCGUGGACAUAAAUGAUAAUGCCCCCCAGUUUGUACAAUCGCUCUAUGAGGUGCAGGUUCCUGAGAAUAUCCCCCUCGAUGCCUUAGUUGUCACAGUCUCUGCCACGGAUUUAGAUGCUGGGAUAUAUGGCAAUGUGGCCUAUUCUCUGUUUCAAGGCAGUAGAGAUUCUCAACCAUUUGUAAUAGACGAAAUCACCGGAGAAAUCCGUCUGAGCAAAGAGCUGGAUUUCGAGGUAGCUCCAUACUAUAAUGUGGAAAUUGCAGCGGUAGAUGGAGGGGGGCUUUCAGGAAAAUGCACUGUGGCUGUACAGGUGUUGGAUGUGAAUGAUAACGCCCCAGAGUUGACCAUUUCCACGUUCUCAAGCCCUGUCCCUGAAAACUCCCCUGAGACUGUAGUAUUGGUUUUUGGGGUUUUUGACCAAGAUUCUGGGGACAAUGGAAGGAUGGUGUGCUCUAUUCAGAAUGAACAUCCAUUUCUUUUAAAGUCCACAUUCGAGAACUAUUAUACUUUAGUGACAGAGAGGCCACUGGACAGAGAGAGCAGAGCUGAGUACAACAUCACCAUCACUGUCUCUGACCUGGGUACACCCAGGCUCACAACCCAGCACACCAUAACAGUGAAGGUGUCUGACAUCAACGACAACGCCCCCGCCUUCACCCAGACCUCCUACACCAUGUUUGUCCGCGAGAACAACAGCCCCGCCCUGCACAUAGGCACCAUCAGCGCCACAGACUCAGACUCAGGCUCCAAUGCCCACAUCACCUACUCGCUGCUGCCGCCUCGAGACCCACAGCUGGCCCUCGACUCGCUCAUCUCCAUCAAUGCUGACAACGGGCAGCUGUUCGCGCUCAGGGCGCUGGACUAUGAGGCCCUGCAGUCCUUUGAGUUCCUUGUGGGCGCCACAGAUGGAGGCUCGCCGGCGCUCAGCAGCCAGGCUCUGGUGCGCGUGGUGGUGUUGGACGACAAUGACAAUGUGCCCUUCGUGCUCUACCCUUUGCAAAAUGCCUCUCCGCCCUGCACAGAGCUACUGCCCAGGGCAGCAGAGCCUGGCUACCUGGUCACUAAGGUGGUGGCGGUGGACCAGGACUCUGGCCAGAAUGCCUGGCUGUCGUUCCAGCUGCUCAAGGCCACAGAGCCUGGGCUGUUCAGUGUGUGGGCACACAAUGGCGAGGUGCGCACCGCCAGGCUUCUGAGCGAGCGCGACGUGCCCAAGCACAAGUUGCUGCUACUGGUCAAGGACAAUGGAGAGCCUCAGCGCUCUGCCAGUGUCACUCUGCACGUGCUGCUUGUGGAUGGUUUCUCUCAGCCUUACCUGCCUCUGCCAGAGGUGGCGCUGGACCCUACAUACGAUGAAGAUAAUCUCACGCUGUAUCUUGUCGUUGCCUUGGCAUCUGUGUCUUCUCUCUUCCUCCUGUCUGUGUUGCUGUUCGUGGGCGUGAGGCUGUGCAGGCGGGCCAGGGCUUCCUCUCUGGGAGGCUACUCUGUGCCUGAGGGACACUUACCCAGCCACCUGGUGGACGUCAGCGGUAUGGGGACCCUGUCCCAAAGCUACCAGUAUGAGGUGUGUCUGAUGGGGGAAUCUGGGACCACAGAUUUUAAGUUCUUGAAGCCCAGCAUUCCUAACAGUUUUAUUGCAGACAAUUAAUUCCAUGUUGAAUAGUUAAAAUUACAGAAAAGUCUUAGGUAUCAUUAAGAAAAGUAUAACUCACAGUUGCCUGGGUGUCAGUAUUUUCUGGUAAUUAGUAAUAUUUCCUUGAGAUAAUGUUUUAUUUCUAUAUGCUUUUACUUUUUACAUUACCAAUUAAUGCUUCAACUGCCUUCUGUCUUAUAAUGCAAUCUUAGCGUAUACUUUCUGUCACUCUGCUAGAAAUAAAAUCUUUACUCUGCUAGUGAUAACUGAAAUAGUUUUAAAAUCUUAUUUAAUGUAGUGUAUUUGACAAGCAAUAUAGAAUGCCAAACAUUUUCAAGAUUUAUCUAUAAGAGUUUCUUCUUUGAUUUUCUUAGGACAUAUGCUAACUAUACAAUGUGGUGGGUUUAUUGUGAUGUUUGCAUACAUGUAGAUAGUGUACCUUGUUCAUA